ACUUCAUGUUAUCUAUCACUCAACCACACUGUCUUGUUGGAGACACUGGAGAGUGGUAGGAAGAUCUAGGACAUGUCCUAUUAAUAAUUGUAAAUAGUGUACAAAUGCUGCAGGAAAGGAUAUUGGUGAUUCAGGAGGUUACAUGCUUCCUUCCAAUGCCAUAGCCUGCUGAUAGAGGGUGCUUUGCUGCUGUCAUCAUUGUCACAUUUUGGAUGAGAGGUAAACCCGACAUCUUAUGGUUAUUAAAGGUUCCAUGGCAGGAUUGAAGGGAAAGGCCGCUAUACUCUCCCAACUGAAACCAAAUAUAAUGGCACAAUGAAAGAUGGAAUGUUUCAUGGCAAAGGAACCUUGUAUUUUCCUAAUAGAAGCAAAUAUAUAGGAAUCUGGGACUGCGGAAUAUCAAAAGAGGGGAAAUACACCUUUGCAGAUGGUCUUGAAUUCAAAGAUAAAAAAUGGCAUUAUUGUGAUGGCUAUGACAGAAGAUUUUAUACAGAAAUCUGUUCCGGCCUAAAACCAGCAGGUAUCUCUCAGCUUACAAAUUUAGAUCCUCCCAGAACGAUUCCACAAGGCUGUUAUGACUGUGGUGAUGGAUUCUAUAAUACUAAUACCAGAGUUGUCACUGAUUACAAACUCAGGUUUUUGAGGAAUGCAGAUGAUGAUGAACAUGAAUGGAUCAUUCGCACCUGCCGGAAAGGCUGGGAUGAAAUAACUGGAUUUAAACCUAAACUGCUUUAGCUUCUACCCUGAUUUUGGAAGACAACAUUUGAUUGAUCCUUAAGUCUGAAUGUCUUUGUGGAUUUAGAUCAGCCCAUACCAUUAUGUGAUUGUAGUUUUAUAGCCUUUGUUAGCAUAAUAAAACUGGAACCAUCAUUUAA
Molecule: messenger RNA, 875 nt
Organism: Chelonoidis abingdonii (Abingdon island giant tortoise)
Lineage: Eukaryota; Metazoa; Chordata; Testudines; Testudinidae
Source: RefSeq, a predicted model, not a curated record